Molecule: messenger RNA, 696 nt
Organism: Caenorhabditis remanei
Lineage: Eukaryota; Metazoa; Nematoda; Chromadorea; Rhabditida; Rhabditidae
Exons: 5
Coding region: 1-696 (231 amino acids)
Molecular function (GO): signaling receptor activity
Source: RefSeq, a predicted model, not a curated record
AUGAAGUUCACGAUACUCGUUUUGUGCGUAUGUCUUCUGAAAAUUGCGAAUUCUUUGAAUCUGAAUGAUAUCAAAAAGGUACGUACUAAUCCAACUACUAUUGCUACAACUACCACAAUGAAACCUACAACUACAACAAAGACUACAACAACAACUACAGUAUACACUUCAACCACCAAACCUGUAGAGCAUUCUGUUGUGGAUCCUGGACCAAUGUUGAUUGACUGUCAAGAUGCAUGUCCCACUGGAUGGCAGUAUUAUAAUUCGAAUUGUUACAAGAAAUUCGAUUCUGGUGUAACGUAUUCUCAAGCUGUAUCAGCGUGCUCCGGCCUGGGAGCUCAGCUUGUUACAAUUGAUAACUUCGAUGAGAAUGAUGCAUUGAGAAAAGCAUUUGACACGAAUACACUUUUCUAUGAAUCACAAGAGACAUGGAUCGGUUUGAAGUUUGUGAGUGGUUCCUGGACAUGGUCUGGUGGUUCAGAAGCAAGUUAUAUAAACUGGGCACCAACUCAACCUGCUUCCGGGCAGUGUGUUCAGAUGAUAACGGAUGCAUUAAUCAAUGAGACGUAUAAAUAUCAACGUGGCGGAUGGAAAACUUACGAUUGUUCAAAGAUAUCUGCAAGUUACAUUUGUGAACGACCAGCCGGAUCUACAGAAUUAUUGAAGGCUACCACUGUUGAAAUAGAUUGGGAUUGA